Molecule: messenger RNA, 1818 nt
Organism: Batrachochytrium dendrobatidis JAM81
Lineage: Eukaryota; Fungi; Chytridiomycota; Chytridiomycetes; Rhizophydiales
Exons: 4
Coding region: 1-1818 (605 amino acids)
Source: RefSeq, a predicted model, not a curated record
AUGGUCCAGAAAUCUGCUGCUACUCAACAUCAAUUAGAAGAGUAUCAGAUUUUAUAUGAUAAACAUGCUGCACAUAUUGCCGAGUUGCAAUGUUUUCUGGAAGAGAGCAUUACUCAGAAUAGGACUUCUUUGAGUUUGUCUGCUCACGAACUCGUGCAUUUUGCAGAGCUCAUUCUCGACAAGGCCUUACUACUACGGUUCUUCAAAAAACACAAAUUUAGUAUGGCCAAUACACAGGCAGCAUUGAUAGCACAUAUUGACUGGCGACUGACACAUAAUCUAUCGCAACUUUGUUUUGAAAUGCUUAGUCCUCGCACUGUGGAAUAUCUUCAGAAAGGAUUAUUUCAAUUUUGGAAAACAGAUCUCAAAGGACUGCCGGUGCUACAUAUCACACCUCGGCAUUUUAUCCCUUCCAGCGAUGGAACAGAGUUGGAAGAUUUGCGCUUGUGUGUCAUCUUCAUUCUUGAGGUCGGACGACGGUGGAUUCAAAGCCUCAAUCAAAACGAUCCCAGUAUUGCUCCCGCUAGUGCGUUGUCAGAUCUUUCAUCACUAAAAGCAUCUACGUGUAGCAAUGAACCAGUCCCAAUAUUCUUUCAAUGUACAGUCGUAGUCGAUCUCUCUGGAUUUGGAAUGUCCAAUAUUAAUUACGAGCUUUUGCCACUCUUUUUGGAGAUUUUUCAAAAGCAUUUUCCGCAAUUUAUCGGACAGGUCUUGGUACUCAAUUAUGGAUGGAUUCAUGCCGGCAUAUGGAGCGUGUUGCGAACUGGAUUGAGUGCAGAUGCAACAGAGAAACUCCGAUUUAUAUCGACACCCGAACUGAUUGAUUAUAUUCCACCUGAAUGCAUACCCAUAUCGGUUGGCGGAUUGGAUUGUGCUUUACCAUUGUCUCCUUACAUAUGUCCAAUCAUUACUUCUUUUGGAUCGUCUGUUCCACCUAUACAGCAAACACGAGCACAUGAAUGUAUGAUGGAUCGUCUGGCUUGCAAAGACGAAGAGAUUGAUGAUUUUGAUUUUGAAACACAGAGAGCGGGCAUGCUUCAAUCCCCAAUGCCUGCUUCUUUCAUGUCACCUGUUUCUACAGUCCAUGAAACCUGGUUUGAUGCACAAAGUGCAUUUUCCUUGUCAUCUUCUUCAGCGUAUGGCACAGACAUGUCAGAGCCACACCAUUCACGAACCCCGACGUUUCCUCCUAUAUCAGUGAGAUCUGCUGCAGAUCUACAAUUGCUAUUGCGGGUUCAGGAAUACCGCUCUGGAUCUGGGUUGCCACGGACACCAAGUUCACGAUCGCUCACCUCUCUGACCAAUUUUAAACUCUCAGCUACGCCUGACGCAUCGAUUAAUCGCUCAAAUCCUUAUUUUGACCAUUUAUCACGCCCAUCUACUCCUAUUCAGUUGUCAGACACUACUUCACAAGAACGACACUUUCGACCAAUUACUAGAUCAAGCACAACUCUGUUGAAACACAAUUCACAAACCACGACUACAUCUUCCAGUACUUUACCUUCCCAAAGUACUAGUUGGAUCCCCUAUUUAUAUACCCGUAUUUUUGGUCAUCGCUCUCGUACUCAUUUUUUUGCAAGAAAACCUCGGUUUCAAAACGCUAUUGCUUCAAAAUCUAUGGUCCUUUCACCUUCAACUUCCCAAUCCAGUCUUACGUCAUCUUUUGAACCAGAGUCGGAGCAUCCUUCUUCUCCACCUCCUGCUGGAAUAGUUUCAUGGUUGCACAAAAUUGUUAAACCGCCUUGGAGAGUUAUUUUUGUAAUUAUUAUAUCUGCGUUGAUUGGACGGCGACUUUGGGCUACACAUGCUCGUUCAUAA